AACAGUUCUCAUUCCACUAGCCAUGGAAGUCCAACAAGUUCUCCACAUGAAUGGGGGGGAUGGAGAAACUAGCUAUGCUACUAACUCCAACCUUCAAAAACUGGUGAUAACCAAGGCAAAGCCAGUGGUGAUUCGGAGUAUUUCAGAUCUGUUUACCACCAAUUUACCUCCAUGUUUAAGGGUAGCAGAUUUGGGCUGUUCUUCAGGGCCUAAUACCCUACUAGUGAUUUCAGAGAUCAUUGAAGCUAUUGAUGAAAUCUGUCAUCAGUUGAAUUGUAAUACACCCGAAUUCCAAGUGUUCCUCAAUGAUCUUCCAAGUAAUGACUUCAACACCAUUUUCAAGAGCUUGCCGGUUUUCUAUGAGCAACUAAAGAAGGAGAAGGGUGAAAAGUUUGGGCCAUGUUCCAUCACAGGAUUACCUGGUUCCUUCUACGAGAGGCUCUUUCCAAGCAAUACUAUAGACUUCAUUCAUUCGUCUUAUAGCCUUCAUUGGCUCUCUCAG
Macadamia integrifolia is the source of this 502-nucleotide messenger RNA. Its product is annotated as probable caffeine synthase MTL2. The annotation marks the transcript as partial. The transcript has 2 exons. The record is from RefSeq and is a predicted model, not a curated record. Gene Ontology annotation, molecular function: S-adenosylmethionine-dependent methyltransferase activity. Lineage: Eukaryota; Viridiplantae; Streptophyta; Magnoliopsida; Proteales; Proteaceae. Gene Ontology annotation, biological process: methylation.